AUGCCUGACUGCAAAUUUGUAAUUAGUGCCCUGAAAACUUCCAAAUACUUCAUUGUUAUCUCCUAUGUAAUGUUGGCCUGUCCUGGCUAUAUGCAGCAUGUGCAGGGCAUCCCACCUGAGAACAUGGGGCUAAACCUUGUUGGCGAGUACUACAGUGUUUUAGAAGAGCUCAAAUACCUUUUUAAAUUUGUUGUAAUAGAUGAUGUCAAAAUAGUGUAUACUUGUCAAGGUCUGUAUGAGCUGCUGACUGCCCUGCCAGCCCAGCUGCAGCCACAUGUGGACAGCCAGGAAGACCUAACCUUCCUCUGGGAUAUGUUUGGUGAAAAAAGCCUUCAUUCACUGGUGAAGAUUCAUGAAAAGUUACACUACUAUGAGAAACAGAAUCCUGAGCCCAUCCUCCAUGGUGCAGCAGCCUUGGCAGAUGAUCUAGCUGAGGAGCUACAGAACAAGCAAUUGAACAGUGAAAUCCGAGAGCUGCUGAAAUUACUGUCAAAACCCAAUCUCAAGGCUUUACUCUCUGUACAUGACACUGUGGCCCAAAAGAAUUAUGAUCCUGUAUUACCUCCUAUGCCUGAUGAUAUUGAUGAUGAGGAAGACUCAGUAAAAAUCAUCAGAUUGGUCAAAAACAAAGAACCACUGGGAGCUACCAUUAAAAAGGAUGAACAUACUGGAGCAAUCAUUGUGGCUAGAAUUAUGAGAGGAGGAGCUGCAGAUAGAAGUGGUCUUAUUCAUGUUGGUGAUGAACUCAGGGAAGUAAAUGGAAUUCCAGUAGAAGAUAAGAGACCUGAGGAAAUAAUACAGAUUUUGGCUCAGUCUCAGGGUGCAAUUACAUUUAAAAUUAUACCAAGCAUCAAAGAGGAUGUACCAUCUAAAGAAGGCAAGAUGUAUAUCAAAGCUCUGUUUGAUUAUGAUCCUUUUGAGGACAAAGCAAUUCCAUGUAAAGAAGCUGGGCUUUCUUUCAAAAAGGGAGAUAUCCUUCAGAUCAUGAGCCAGGAUGAUGCAACUUGGUGGCAAGCCAAACAUGAAGGUGAUGCCAAUCCCAGAGCAGGCUUGAUCCCUUCAAAACAUUUCCAGGAAAGGAGAUUUGCAGUAAGGCAACCAGAAGUGUUACUUCAGCCCCUGAAAGUUUCGAACCGGAAAUCAUAUGAGGAAACAGUUGAGUAUGAGGAAAUUGAAGAAGAUGCUGAAUGUGCUGGUAACCACAGUGGAACCUAUAUAGCUGGUUUUCGAAGAAGUUUUCGUCUUAGUAGAAAAGAUAAGAAGACAAACAAGUCUAUGUAUGAAUGCAAGAAGAGUGAUCAAUAUGAUACAGCAGAUGUCCCAACAUAUGAAGAAGUUUCACCCUAUCGACGACAAAAUAAUGAGAAAUACAGACUAGUUGUUUUGGUUGGGCCUGUGGGAGUAGGAUUAAAUGAACUGAAAAGAAAGUUACUGAUUAGCGAUACACAACAUUAUGGUGUGACAGUGCCACACACUACCAGAGCAAGAAGAAGCCAAGAAAGUGAUGGUGUUGAAUAUAUUUUCAUUUCCAAGCAUUUGUUUGAGACAGAUGUACAAAAUAACAAGUUUAUUGAGUAUGGAGAAUAUAAAAACAACUACUAUGGCACAAGUAUAGAUUCUGUUCGCUCUGUUCUGGCUAAAAACAAAGUUUGUCUGUUGGAUGUUCAACCACAUACAGUGAAGCAUUUAAGAACACUAGAAUUUAAACCAUUUGUUAUAUUUAUAAAACCCCCAUCCAUUGAGCGUCUGAGAGAGACCAGAAGAAAUGCAAAGAUUAUUUCAAGUCGAGAUGACCAGGGAACGGCAAAGCCCUUUACAGAAGAAGACUUUCAAGAAAUGAUUAAAUCUGCACAGAUAAUGGAAAGUCAAUAUGGCCAUCUUUUUGACAAAAUUAUAGUAAAUGAUGAUCUCACUGUGGCUUACAAUGAGCUAAAAGCAACUUUUGAUAAAUUGGAGACAGACACAUAUUGGGUUCCAGUGAGCUGGUUACAUUCAUAA
Molecule: messenger RNA, 1998 nt
Organism: Gracilinanus agilis (Agile Gracile Mouse Opossum)
Lineage: Eukaryota; Metazoa; Chordata; Mammalia; Didelphimorphia; Didelphidae
Gene: MPP7
Product: MAGUK p55 scaffold protein 7
Exons: 20
Coding region: 1-1998 (665 amino acids)
Biological process (GO): protein localization to adherens junction
Cellular component (GO): plasma membrane; cell-cell junction
Molecular function (GO): protein binding
Source: RefSeq, a predicted model, not a curated record